UCUUCUGAAAAGGCAGUGUCUUAUCUCGCAAGUUCAAGUCCCGAGGACUUGUCCAGUCUCCCUUUAAGUCAUUUCCACCAUCUUCCGGCAAGCCGCUGGAAUUCGGGAGCUCUGGACCGCUCGUACCAGUGCCAGCGCGGGCAGUCCAAGUCGGUCCGGCUCGGCAGCCCGGCGCGGCAGCCCGGCGCAUUCGCCUCUCUCCUUCCCUCCUUUUCUUCCUCUCUUCCUCUCUUUCCUCCUCUACUUUCCCCUCCCUUUCUUGCCUCUUAAGUUUCCUGCACCGUGAAUCCAACUGUGCCAAGCCUAGGUUCCCGCGAACCAAUCCUGAGCGCGACCCGGGCACUGGGACGCCGACUCCACCGAGGCUGGACAAGGCUGCUGGACCCGUCCUCUACCGAGCAUGGAGACGGAGCGCCAGGGAGGGCACGUCCGGGGCGCUGGAGACGCCAGGCCCGAGUAGCUCCUCCAUGGAGCCUGUCCAGAGCGGUCCCUGCUCGCCGGAUUCGCCCCCAGUUCAGUGCGGCUGCUGAGAGCGCUCUUUGCUCUGUAAAGUGGAUGUCAGGUGGAUCUAUGUGUCUGAAGGAACAAAGACUCAGCGAAGGCACCGCCAAGGAAGUUUGAGACGCGGGAGGAUGCAGGCUGCGUGCUGGUACGUGCUUCUCCUCCUGCAGCCCACCGUCUACUUGGUCACAUGUGCCAAUUUAACAAACGGUGGGAAGUCAGAACUUCUGAAAUCAGGAAGCAGCAAAUCCACAUUAAAGCAUAUAUGGACAGAAAGCAGCAAAGACUUAUCUAUCAGCCGACUCCUGUCACAGACUUUUCGUGGCAAAGAAAAUGACACAGAUUUGGACCUGCGAUAUGACACCCCAGAACCUUAUUCUGAGCAAGAUCUCUGGGACUGGCUGAGGAACUCCACAGAUCUUCAAGAGCCUCGGCCCAGGGCUAAGAGAAGGCCCAUUGUUAAGACGGGCAAGUUUAAGAAAAUGUUUGGAUGGGGUGAUUUUCAUUCCAACAUCAAAACAGUGAAGCUAAACCUGUUGAUAACUGGGAAAAUUGUAGAUCACGGCAAUGGGACAUUUAGCGUUUACUUCAGGCAUAAUUCCACUGGUCAAGGGAAUGUAUCAGUCAGUUUGGUGCCCCCAACGAAAAUCGUGGAAUUCGACUUGGCACAACAAACCGUGAUUGAUGCCAAAGAUUCCAAGUCCUUUAACUGUCGUAUUGAAUAUGAAAAGGUUGACAAGGCUACCAAGAACACACUCUGCAACUAUGACCCUUCAAAAACCUGUUACCAGGAGCAGACCCAAAGUCAUGUAUCCUGGCUCUGCUCCAAGCCCUUUAAGGUGAUCUGUAUUUACAUUUCCUUUUAUAGUACAGAUUAUAAACUAGUACAGAAAGUGUGCCCUGACUACAACUACCACAGUGACACACCAUACUUCCCCUCAGGAUGAGGAUGGACAAGGGGGUGAGACUGAAGUCUGAGGAAUCAAAGGUCAUAUGACAGGGCUGUUACCUCAAAGAAGAUGGUCACAUCUGUUGCCUGGAAUGUGUCUACACUGCUACUCUCGUCAACUGGCUGCAAAUACACUAGUGGAAAACAAUCCGAUGUAAUUUCUGCCCAGUCAGCUUCAUCUCUCAGUAUAGUUGUAAAUCACCACAGAUUUUAAAGUCACAUUUUGAAGACAUGCUCUCACAUAUAGAGGUACACGAACACACACUCAUGUACAUUUCAGCUUGCAUCUAUCAUGAUUCCUGUGGAGAGGGCUUUCAUUAUCCGGCACAUCAUGGUUCAGGAUAAACUAUCAUGAAACGAAAGCAUUAACUAGACAGAGAAUGUUUCUAACACUUGCUGUUACGGAAAUCUCUUUAAAGUCCUGAGUACGUGCUAAUCAAUAAUCCCCAUUCAUGCAUUUUUACUGCUUGGAGUAGCUGUACUGGUAAAUACUACUGUAGGAGUAUAUGCUUGUUAAAAUGGAAAAAAAAAAUGUGUCUUUAGAGCUCAGUAUUCUUUAUUUUAUGAACACAACAAAGUGUAGUAACUUUUUUCCAGCAUACAGUAGGCACAUUCAAGGGGAUACAAGAUGGCUUUUUUUUUCUUUUUCUAUGGAGGGAGCCUAUUCUCGGUAAAGAUGAGCAAACAUUUGGAAUUUACAUGUGGGUUGAUAUUGGGAUUAUAACUUUCAUCACCAGUCAUUGGACUUUAGUGAAGUCAGACCAGCUAAGACCGCUUAAAACAGUUCUGAUCAUUAUGUAAGAAGGGAAAUGCCUGGCAGACACCAUGUAAGUUAUAAGUGUCUGUCUUAUCUUUACUACACAUAUUGUAACAAAUCCAAUAUCCUAGUCUUCAUUUGUAUGAAUGGUUUGUAUUGUACAUAGUUUAACCAAGUGUUAUUUGAGCUGCUUAUUAAUAUUAAAUUGUACUUGUCUCUCUGCUUGUUAUUGGUUAAACAAGAAAAAGGAUAUGAGGAAUCCAUUUUAUCAAUGUAGCUGUGAACUCCAUUAAAAAGAUGAACUUAAUGUACAAAGCAUUUACUCAGCUCAAGUAUUAUUGAAAGCUAUACAUAUAGAACAUUACAGUCUGUCUGUAUUUAGAUAUUUUA
This is a messenger RNA of Tupaia belangeri chinensis (Chinese tree shrew), 2597 nucleotides long. It is a transcript of the gene NXPH1, whose product is annotated as neurexophilin 1. The transcript is spliced from 3 exons. Gene Ontology annotation, molecular function: signaling receptor binding. NCBI's taxonomy places the organism in Eukaryota, Metazoa, Chordata, Mammalia, Scandentia, Tupaiidae. The record is from RefSeq and is a predicted model, not a curated record. The coding region runs from base 633 to 1448 and encodes 271 amino acids.